UCUUGACCUCGUGAUCCACCCACCUCGGCCUCCCAAUGUGCUGGGAUUAUAGGCAUGAGCCACCACGCCUGGCCUAAAACUCAGCUUUUAAAGAGAGCAUAGAAUACCUAAUUUAUAGACACAUACCAUUUCACUUAUGAAAAAUAUCAUAGAUCUUUAAAGUUGAAAAGAGAUCCUAAAGUUUAUUUACCUCUACCAUUUUACAGAGAGGAAGAAAUUUUGUCCUAGAGAGGUAAAGUUACCUACUCCGUUUAUAUGGGAGGUUAUUUUCAAAAAGAUAUUAGAACUUCAAGAAUAAUGUAUUUGUGGCCUUGGACAUGAGGCAAUCAGUCCUCUGUUGCUGUUAACAUAAGGUCAGGGACUGAUGAGGAAAGCAUGGACCUAAUGAACGGGCAGGCAAGCAACGUCAAUAUUGCAGCUACUGCUUCUGAGAAAAGUAGCAGCUCUGAAUCCUUAAGUGACAAAGGUUCUGAAUUGAAGAAAAGCUUUGAUGCUGUGGUAUUCGAUGUUCUUAAGGUUACGCCAGAAGAAUAUGCGGGUCAGAUAACAUUAAUGGAUGUUCCAGUAUUUAAAGCUAUUCAACCAGAUGAGCUUUCAAGUUGUGGAUGGAAUAAAAAAGAAAAAUAUAGUUCUGCACCAAAUGCAGUUGCCUUCACAAGAAGAUUCAAUCAUGUAAGUUUUUGGGUUGUUAGAGAAAUUCUUCAUGCUCAAACAUUAAAAAUUAGAGCUGAAGUUUUGAGCCACUAUAUUAAAACUGCUAAGAAACUAUAUGAGCUGAAUAACCUUCAUGCACUUAUGGCAGUGGUUUCUGGCUUACAGAGUGCCCCAAUUUUCAGGUUGACUAAAACGUGGGCGUUAUUAAGUCGAAAAGACAAAACUACCUUUGAAAAAUUAGAAUAUGUAAUGAGUAAAGAAGAUAACUACAAAAGACUCAGAGAAUAUAUAAGUAGCUUAAAGAUGACACCUUGCAUUCCCUAUUUAGGUAUCUAUUUGUCAGAUUUAACAUACAUUGAUUCAGCAUAUCCAUCAACUGGCAGCAUUCUAGAAAGUGAGCAAAGAUCAAAUUUAAUGAAUAAUAUCCUUCGAAUAAUUUCUGAUUUGCAACAGUCUUGUGAAUAUGAUAUUCCCAUGUUGCCUCAUGUUCAAAAAUAUCUGAACUCCGUUCAGUAUAUAGAAGAACUACAAAAAUUUGUGGAAGACGAUAAUUACAAGCUUUCAUUAAAGAUAGAACCAGGGACAAGCACCCCACGUUCUGCUGCUUCCAGGGAAGAUUUAGUAGGUCCUGAAGUAGGAGCAUCUCCACAAAGUGGACGAAAAAGUGUGGCAGCUGAAGGAGCCUUGCUCCCACAAACACCCCCAUCCCCUCGGAAUCUGAUUCCACAUGGACAUAGGAAGUGCCAUAGCUUGGGUUAUAAUUUCAUUCAUAAAAUGAACACAGCAGAAUUUAAGAGUGCAACGUUUCCAAAUGCAGGGCCAAGACAUCUGUUAGAUGAUAGUGUCAUGGAGCCCCAUGCACCAUCUCGAGGCCAAGCUGAAAGUUCUACUCUUUCUAGUGGAAUAUCAAUAGGUAGCAGUGAUGGUUCUGAGCUAAGUGAAGAGACCUCAUGGCCUGCUUUUGAAAGGAACAGAUUAUACCAUUCUCUGGGCCCGGUGACAAGAGUGGCACGAAAUGGCUAUCGAAGUCACAUGAAGGCCAGCAGCUCUGCAGAGUCGAAAGAUUUAGCAGUACAUUUAUAUCCAGGAGCUGUUACUAUUCAAGGUGUUCUCAGGAGAAAAACUUUGUUAAAAGAAGGCAAAAAGCCUGCAGUAGCAUCUUGGACAAAAUAUUGGGCAGCUUUGUGUGGGACGCAGCUUUUUUACUAUGCUGCCAAAUCUCUAAAGGCUACAGAAAGAAAACAUUUCAAAUCAACCUCCAAUAAGAACGUAUCUGUGGUAGGAUGGAUGGUGAUGAUGGCUGAUGACCCUGAACAUCCUGAUCUCUUCCUGCUGACUGACUCUGAAAAAGGAAAUUCGUACAAGUUUCAAGCUGGCAAUAGAAUGAAUGCAAUGCUAUGGUUUAAGCAUUUGAGUGCAGCCUGCCAAAGUAACAAACAACAGGUUCCUACAAACUUGAUGACUUUUGAGUAAAAGCCUGAGAAAAAAAGAGAGGUGAACUAUUGCUCCUAUGUGAGCAUGGGGACCUGAUAAAAGAGCGCCAGCUAUAAACCAUCCUGUGCCAGGAAGAGCCCAGAGGCUCUGUCUCAGUCUUUGGAGUUCUGAACCAAAAAAGCACUAAUUUCAGGGAAUGAAUUGAGAUAUUCCCAGAGAACAAAUUGGAGUUGCAAAACAAACUGCCAUGAACCAUGCUUCUUAUCUCAGAACUGACCUGUGGAAACCACUGCCUUAAAAGAAUGAAAGGAAAACCAACAUGAAACACCAAAUAGUGUGUGUGAAUCUUCUGGCGGUGCUGUGCUUGGAAUAGAUCGUAGCUAAUUUGCAUUUCUUUUAACUUUGUAAUAAUUUUAGAGGGGGGGGUUGCCUUUUUUAGGUACGCUUUAGAAAGGAAAAACAUAUUGUUGUGGACUACAUCAGGAGCUGGUUUGGAACAGAGGUGAAGAGACUUAGCAGGGAUUGUACCAGCAGCCCACCUGCAAGGUUUGUUCUCCCUCUCGUAGUCUGCAACCUCACUGGCUUUCUCACAGCAAGAGGGUAGGAAUGAGAAAUGUUGGUCAUGUGAGUUGUUGGGUUUGUUUGGGAUUGGGUGGGGGUGUUUUGUUUUGGAUGAGGGGAGAAUUUUUUAAACACUAAACUUCUGAAAUGUAGUACUGUAAGAGGAACAUAAUUUCCUGCAGGAGUUACAAAGGCUGAGUGUUCAUUUGCCAGACACUUUUUUUUUUUUAAAGUAGAUUCCAGAAAACAUGGUUGUUUCUAACUAGGGUUAAAAUUUGGCUUUCUAUAUGAAUUCAUUGUUGGACCACGAAUCUGCUAAAGUAAAGAACUAUAAUCCCAACCUAAACUUUUCUGAGAUUUUACAAUAAUUAGAUCUUUUCCCAGGUUAAUUUGGAGUUCCUCUUCUCCCAGUCACAGGAGGUUUUUGUCAUCAAGACACAUUGAUAUUUUGUCGGGAUAUUUUCCUUUACGGUGUUUAAUGUACAUCAUGCCAGAGUUAUUUUUUUAUGAUUCAUUUUCUCUGUUUUUGUUCAGUAUGAAUGAGAUUCAGGAUCGUAUUUGUUUAAAGGGUAACACAUAUAGAUGUACAUAUGUAUUUUUGUUACAAGACAUACGAAAUAAUUUUAAGAGGGAUAAAGGUGAAAAUAUCAGAUUCCGGAAAUUUUAAGUAUCUUAAACUUUAUAAUUCUUAUAUGAUUUACCAUAAACAUACCAAAACAUUUUUCUGAAAAGUUACUAUAGGUCUCUGACAUGAAACCAUAUUUUGUCAGUAGUUGACCAAGCAGUUUUUUGAGAACUCUUCUAUGCAAUAAUGCAUUUAAUUUGUAAAAUAAAUGUUGAAUUAUAAAAAAAAAUUUGAAGAUGAGAUGCCUUAGAAUUUUAACGAAAAAUGGCACUCGAACAACAGCUACGUGUUGAAUGAUAUAAACUCUUGAGACAUCAUAGAUUUUAGCAGUGACCCAGAGUAAGGUAAUGCUUUGUGACCGGUGUCUACUAAUAGACUUGUUAUUUUGGGCCUCACAUAAAAUUUCUCACAUUCAUAUUCUUAGAGAAUUUUAUACUUUUUUAUUAUAAGUAUUUUGCCCUUCAGUCCAUGAAACUUAAAUAGAAAAUAUUGCUUAUACAAUAAUUAGCCUAAAAUCUAUCCAAAGGAAAAGAGAAGAGCUUUUUUGAGUGUUUUUUAAUUUAAUUCUCUGUUUGGAAAAGAUGUUCAGAGUUCAAAUAUGCUUCUUAUAUAACAGAAAUACCAUUAUUUCUGGGAUUUAGUGGCAUAGGCUGGAGAAGGCAAAAGUUUCCUGUGCUGAAGGAUUUUUCAAUUGACCUUAACCCAUGUUGGGUACAUAGAAAGACACCAUCUGCAUAGCCAGCAGUGUUACUACGUAGACCUUGCACAUCUUACUUUUGUUCUGCAUUUUUUUAAAUUUCUCGAUUUGUCUAUUUCUCUUCAGAAACAGCGUUUUUAACAGUGUAUUUGCUUUUUUAAAAAGUAUUGUGAAUGGAAACCCUGUGGAUUUUUUUUUAUUUCGUUUGUUUGUCAUAAAUAAGCUAAAGUAGACAUGUUGUAGAUUAAUCAUAUCUGUGGAAAUAUGCAACUAAAAAUCAGAGCCUGACAUCACAUAGUUUUGCCAAAGGGAGAGAGCUAAGCUGGAAGAUGUGUUUGAUAUUUUCAGCUCUGAACAUUAAUGGAUGCUUGCAUAGAGUAAGAUAGUGUUCAAAUUUGGUUAAUAGUAGAUAGCCUUGUGGCCUCUGACUGACUAACCCUCUUUACAUAACAGUACAGAAGUCCUUGUUGUUUUUCUGUCUUUAAAAUUUAUUCAUCUAAAAAAUUAGUCAUUGCUUAAGAUUAUUUUAGCAUUUCAAGCAAAUUGAAAACAAAGUGAAUUAAAAUAGUGUAGGUGAAUUUUUUUUAUCUAUAAUUCACCAAAUAUCUCAUAAUUCAAAAAAAUAUGUAACUAAAAUAUAUUAAAUAUUUAGGUAGUUCAUUUGUGGGAAGAUGAAUCUUUUUAUUAAGCCUGCCCUCAGCUGUAAAUAAGUGACUCAAAAGCCCAAAAUGUUCAUCAGCAUUAAGUUCAGUUGUUUCGCCCUUAGCCAAGAACUCAUUAGAAAUUCAGUUAUAAUUUAAAUUUAAGUCUGCUUUGAUAAGCACAAUGAUUAGCAUGUUAUAUGGCCUGUUGUAGUAGUACGUACUAGCCAAUUUAAGGCAAUCUCAUUUAACAAUUUAUUUGAACAUGGAGGUUUAUUUUUCAUAUGUAAGUAAGAUGUCAGCUUUAAAAUUACAACUCUAAAAAUAACUACAGAUUGACCUUCCAGAGCACUAUUUUUGGCCUCAUGCCCCCUCUGUUCAGGCUUUGCUUGUUUUUCAGAAUGUGAUUUUUACCUCCAGACAGAUGGUAAGAAUUGAACAAGAACUGAUCAAACACACCUUCCUAUUUUGUUUUCUUCACUAUGUAAAUAUUAUUUGGGUAAACAUUAUAAAAAGGGAUCCAAACAAUUUGAGUUUAAGUAUUUUUUUCUUUCUAGGCAUGUGCUUCAAUGACAAUUUUUCUGUGUGGAAAAUGCCAUAUCACUAUUGCACUGCCUUCUGUGUGGACUGUGUUGGUAUUGGAUCUUUCUGUAUUAUCAAGAGUCAGGGUGUUUACAACUGCAAAGUUUGUAUAAGUGGCUUUAUUCCUCUUCUAGAAGAUUUAUGAGGAGGCUAGGAGGCACUGUUUAUCGGUACAGGAGGAAAAAAAGAAUGGAAAGCAUGUUUACAGACUCUAGCGUUCCUUGUUAGCUUAAACUGGGGCCCUCGAGGAGCAGCCUGUUGAUCUUUUGGCCAAGCAACUUGAGCAUUAAGUCUCUUAUUUCUUUCUGAGGUUAAUUCGUAAGCUGUGUACCUUUACUACUGAAAACAAAACUAUAGGGCACCAUAGUAAUUGAAAAUCAAUAGUAAUAGGCCUUUUAAAUGAAUAUAUCUAGUAUUGGUAUCCUUCCUGUUUUUUUGAGGCAUAUUCCUUUCCAACCAGUUUUUAAAACACCACGUAAUCAUCUUCUGCAAACAAGGGAUACCAGUGUUGCCUAACGGAAGAUAAUCUUUAAUAAAGUAAAUCCUCUGCUUCAAAGGCUUUUGAAAUAAUUGGAUCCCUUUUUGAAAAUGAAGAUGGAUUUAACUGUGUCCAGGUGGAAUAAUAGUAUUGCUGUUGCAUGAAUAGAUGCUAUAAAGCAAGUGAUGAGGUUGAUCUGACUUCUUUCGUGACCUUUUAGGGUUUGCUUUUAUUUUCCUUCUCUUUUUUGUAUUAUGUCUUUCAAAAUAGUAAAUAUAUUAUUUUACAGCCCAAGUGGUAUUCUGUUUUUUCUAAGCUUUGAGAUACAAAUAUUGCUUUUUAAUCACAUUGAUGAUAUAUUACUUUCCAUGUGAACCUUUUCAGAAUGAUUUAAGUACCUUUGAUUUUGAUCCCCUAAAAAUGGCUUGUGUCUAAAAUGACAUUUUGUUCCCCCUAUUUGGAGGGUUCUAAUGAAAGAGAUCCAUGCAUAAAAACUCUUUUGCUAUUGUAAACAAUUUGAUUACACCUGUGUCUUAAGUUAUAGUGUGGGGAAAAUUUGGUCAGUGCCUUAUUAUUUGAAGAGCAAUUUUAGGGCAUCAAAUAUGACAAUAAUCAUGUGCCCUCUUGCUCCUCUUAUUUCAGGAGUGUGUGCUAUCCCUCUCUCCACCAGCUUAAUCUUUGUCACCCCAAGUCUAACAAAGUCAUUGCAGAAACCUCUGUAGGUAAUUGUUGCAGUCCUCCUUGGUUUUUGAGUCUUUUUAAACAGGAUUCCUCCCUGCUUUUAUCCUUUUAGAGUAGGAGAUUAAAAAUAAACCCACCCGAAUCAACCUUAGAUAUACACUCUUAAAAACAAAUUUGAAGAGCAGUAUUCAGCCAAGUUCAUUUUUAUUUUGUUGAUGUUUUGAGCAUAUAUUUAAUUGUAAGGCCUUUUGAAAAAGCCCUAAAAUAAUAAGAUACAACCAGAAAUAUUUGUUUUGGUUUUGUUAAAUGUACUGAAAUCUUGUAAUGAAAAUCCCUUUGUCCAGAAAUGAGAUUUAUUUCCAUUUAUUUUUAUAUUUAAGUAACACUCAGAACAAACAAGUAGUCACUUAACCCGCCAGUUAUUAUUUUCUUGAAAAUAUGCAAGAAAGUAAAAAUAUCUCUAAUAUGUAAAUUAAAGGGAAGUUAAGAGGCUAAACUAGUUUUCUCGGUGAAAGCAAAGCUUGGCGAUAUUUUGCUUCUCUCAGAUUAUUGGAAGACCUGGAGCUACUGGAUGUUAACCUGAGUCAAGAUGUUCUUUCACGUUUUUUUUUUAAAGGGCUAGUAUGUUCCAGAGUAGGCAAGUAGACAUAGUCAUUCAAGCCAAAUGAAACAGUUAACUGGUCCUUGAGGAUUAUUAGCAAAAUUUAAAUUUUGACCCUGGCCCUUUGUACUACAGAAGUGAUGGAGAUUAAAAAGAUACAUAAUUAGAGUGUUUUGGGAUGGGGCUCUUUUUUUUUCUUAAUCGAAAAGCAGAAACUCCAUAAUUAUUCGCUGUGCUUUAGAUACCAGAUAACAAAUAUUGUUUCCCCUGAAGAUAUCACCUACUAGAACCAUUCACAUAUAUAGUCCAAUAGUUGCUGACUUAAUAGGUAUGGUGAAAUCGCUGAUAAUAAGUCAGCAGACUCUCAAGAGUUUCUGUACCUUGAUAACUGACAAAUUCAUUGUUUUACAUCCUACUGAAGUACAUGUGUGUGGGGAGGGCGUGGGGAACUGGUUGACAACAUAAUCUGAAGGAGAUCAAACAUCUGUAGGGACAGGUACCCAAUGAUAAUAACAUAUCUGAAAACACAAGCCGUUUUUAUUCUUUAUCCCAAAUAACUUUGAGGUACUCUAAUGAUGAAGCACUCGACUGCACUGUGACCUCCUUGAGUGAUGUGCAGCUUGGUUCCUCUCUCACUUUUUGUUUCUGUUUAAUAUGCAAAUGUGAGUGUGCGAUCUUCAGUGUGUCUGCAUAAGCUAACUUAAAAUGAAUUUAAAUACAGUUUUCUGAAAUAUUUCUAUUGAAAUAAAUUACUUAAAAUUA
This is a messenger RNA of Sapajus apella (tufted capuchin), 7716 nucleotides long. RefSeq names its product Ral GEF with PH domain and SH3 binding motif 2 (gene RALGPS2). Gene Ontology annotation, molecular function: guanyl-nucleotide exchange factor activity. Bases 376 to 2127 code for a protein of 583 amino acids. Lineage: Eukaryota; Metazoa; Chordata; Mammalia; Primates; Cebidae. The record is from RefSeq and is a predicted model, not a curated record. The transcript is spliced from 20 exons. Gene Ontology annotation, cellular component: plasma membrane. Gene Ontology annotation, biological process: positive regulation of GTPase activity; Ras protein signal transduction.